AUGUCCUACCUUUCUGCUGAAAAGGCAGAAUCAGAGCUUGCUCAAAGUAUUAGAAAAGCUUGUAGCAUAGAAGAAACCGCACCAAAGCAAAAACACGUUAGAACACUUAUCUUGGUUCACAAAAUCAUUAAGGAUGGACAUCCUAACGUAAUUAAAGAUGCCAUUCGCGAAACGAAUUGGUUAGAAACCUGUGCUCGCAGCGUCAAUGGCGACGGCAUGCGGGGUUAUGGUACUUUGAUUCGUUCCUACGUCGAUUUCUUAUUACAUAAACUUCAAUAUCACCGUACCCACCCUGAAUUCAAUGGUUCAUUUGAUUAUGAGGAAUAUAUCAGUUUGAAAAAUAUUGAUGAUCCCAAUGAAGGUUUUGAAACUAUCAGCGAUUUGAUGACUCUGCAAGAUCAUAUCGACAGAUUUCAGAAAGUUGUAUUCCACAGUUUCCGACACCACUCGAACAACGAAUGUCGUAUUGCUGCUCUUGUACCUCUUGUUGAAGAAAGUUAUGGUAUUUACAAGUUCAUCACCAGCAUGUUGAGAGCUAUGUAUCAGAGGACUGACUCGUCAGAGGCUCUUACUCCAUUGAAGCAAAAGUUCAAUGCGCAACAUUAUGCUCUUUUAAAGUUCUAUUAUGAAUGCUCUAACCUCAAAUAUUUGACCAGUCUUAUCAAUGUUCCAAAACUUUCACCCGAUCCACCAUCUCUCACCGAUUCGAGCACACCUCAACUUCCUAAACGACCCGAGGUGACCCGUGCCAUCGAAGCUCCACCUGCUCAAGCUUCUCCCGAGCCUGUCAUUGAUUUUUGGUCCCAGAAACAAGCUCAACAACAACGUGAAUAUGACGAACAGCAGCAGCGCUUAGCUCAGCAAAGAGCCGAAGAACAAGAAAAAAUCAGACAAAUGCAAUUGCAACAACAAAGAGAGUACGAAGAACAGCAGCGUCGUAUGGCCGAUCUCGAACGACAAAGACAAGAAGAGUUAUUGAGACAACAAAUGCAAAUGCAGCAAAAUGGCCGAAUCAAUGAUUUAGAAAUGCAGUUGUUGAAUAGUCGCAACCAAUUGGAGCGAAAUCAGUUGAUGCUAGAGCAGUAUGAUAGAAGAGUCAAGGCUCUUGAACAAGAAUUGACUUCUGUCACGGCUAAUGCUCAGCAGAGAGAUCAGUCAAAGGAUGAGUUGAUUCGCUCUUUACAGAGUAGGUUCCAUUUCAGUAAAAGGGCACUACAAGUAAAGGCCAAUUCAGCACAAGAAACUACGGAAAAGCUAGAACGAAUUCAAGCUGAUAUGCGUGCAAAGAAUGUCGAGCUUGCUGAUUUAAUCCGUGAGCGCGAUAGAGCCCGUAACGAGUUAGCGCGUAUACAAGGGAAUCAGCGUGAUGAUAUGGAUCGUUUGCGUCGCGAAUUGGACAGUGCCCGUGAACAAAUCUCAAAUAUGGGCAGAUCAAAAGGUGAUGAAGUUAGUGCUCUCUUAACAAAAUUCAAUAAGGAAAAGCAAGAACUUGAAGCUAGUUUAAUGGAAAAACAAGCCUUAAUUGAUGAAUUCUUGAAGCAAAUUGAAGAGCAACAAGGCGAAACCGAUCAUAUCCGCCAAGAAAAAGAUGAAGAAAUUGCUGUUUUACAAGCUGGUAUGGAUGAAUGCCUUCAACAACUUGCUGAACUUCAACAGAAUGAUAGACAGCAAGAACUUCAAAGUCAACUUGAUCGUUUGGAAUCUGAACAAAAUGACAAACUGAACCAAAUUUUGGAUUCCAUUCUGAGUACUUGCAUUCAGAAAAUCAAUGACAGUAUUUACGCAUUGGAUGCUCCUGGAUCGCACGGUAACGAAAAUGCAACGCCAGAAUUAGCAUUAUCCAUGAUUGAAAGGGCUAGUAUUACAUCAGUUGAAUUCAUGUCGGCAUUCAGCAAAUUUUUGGAUGGAAGUAAUACAGGCGAUCAUACAAGCACCAUCACUCGUACUCUUGAAUUUUCAGAUACUAUUGUGGAUGUGCUUCAACAUGCACAAGGUUUAACUCAAUAUGCUACUAAAGAUGAAGACGGAGAAGAGCUUAUUAAACUUGGUAAAAAUACAGCUGAAGCCUGUAUUCACUACUUUAGCAGUGUCAUGUCUACCUACCUUAAAAUGCUGCCACAUGCUCAAAGACCGGAGGUGGUCAUUCAAGGGGAUAUGCGUGUUCAAGAAGCUUUGACGAAAUUAUCCCAAAAGACGGAAGAUUUGAUUUUGACUGGAGCCGCUGAUGUUAAUAAGAUGGCAGAAGGAGAAGUAGGCGAUCUUGUUGAGCAAGAAAUGAGCCGUGCUGCUCGCACCAUUGAGGAAGCUUCUGCUAAAAUCCAACAACUACUUCAACGACCCGCUAAUCCUGCCUUUUCUGCUACUGAUAUUCAAGUCCAUCAGCUGAUUUUAAACUCUGUAUUAGCUCUUACCAAUGCUAUUGCUAAUUUGAUUAAAUGCGCCACUGCCUCUCAGCAAGAAAUUGUCGCUCAAGGUCGAGGUUCUGCUUCCAAAGCUGCAUUCUAUAAAAAACAUAACAGAUGGACAGAAGGUUUGAUUUCGGCUGCGAAAGCUGUCGCUGUCGCCACAAAUAUGUUAGUAGAAGCUGCAGACGGUGUGAUAAGUAAGACACAUUCUCUUGAGCAGCUUAUUGUUGCCUCCAACGAAGUGUCAGCUGCUACCGCUCAGUUGGUGUCCGCUUCUCGUGUGAAAUCUAGCUUUAUGUCGCGUACUCAAGAACGUCUGGAACUGGCUGCCAAGGGCGUAAAGGAUGCCGCUGCUGAAUUAGUGAAACAAAUCAAGAGUCUUGUGGCUCAACAAAAUAAGGAUGAAACCGAUGAAAUCGACUUUAACAAGUUAUCUGUCCAUGAAUUCAAAUGUAGAGAAAUGGAACAACAAGUCAAAAUUUUGAAACUGGAUGCUGAAUUAACUAAUGCUCGUCGCAUAUUGGCUGAAAUGAGACGUAGCGGUUACCACACAGAGGAAACAGACUAACGUCUGUUUGAACUUUCUAUCUACAAUCCUACACUUUGAUCAACGUAAUAUUUAUCAGCAAUAAAUCAGAGUUAAUGCCGUCAUUCAUUAAUAUAACAUGCCUACUGUGAAAAUUAACAGCGAUAUGAGUAUUAUUUCAUUGUGGAUUUAUCAACAAUCUCAUUCUUGUGUUUAUGCCCGCUGUUUAUUUUACUUUGCCUAGGAAAGCUUCCGUUCGGGCGCAGUUUUUUUGCAUGGUCAUUGCUCUCAGACAUUAUGAUAGCCAUCACAGACAGAUACUGUUUGUUGAUAGAGUCGCUCAAAUUGCAUUUCUUUUAUUGAUGGAU
This is a messenger RNA of Mycotypha africana, 3299 nucleotides long. Its product is annotated as I/LWEQ domain-containing protein. The record is from RefSeq and is a predicted model, not a curated record. The transcript is spliced from 11 exons. NCBI's taxonomy places the organism in Eukaryota, Fungi, Mucoromycota, Mucoromycetes, Mucorales, Mycotyphaceae. Gene Ontology annotation, cellular component: actin cortical patch; clathrin-coated vesicle. Gene Ontology annotation, biological process: clathrin coat assembly; endocytosis; actin filament organization. The coding region runs from base 1 to 2973 and encodes 990 amino acids. Gene Ontology annotation, molecular function: actin filament binding; phosphatidylinositol-3,4-bisphosphate binding; phosphatidylinositol-3,5-bisphosphate binding.